This is a messenger RNA of Staurois parvus, 1107 nucleotides long. The record is from the annotation of a GenBank genome assembly. NCBI's taxonomy places the organism in Eukaryota, Metazoa, Chordata, Amphibia, Anura, Ranidae.
AUGUCCAGUCUGUACACACAUCAGAGAUCUCACACAGGGGAGAAGCCGUAUUCCUGUCCUGAGUGUGGGAAAUAUUUUUCAGAGAAGUCCAGUCUGCACACACAUCAGAGAUCUCAUACGGGGGAGAAGCCGUAUUCCUGUUCUGAGUGUGGGAAAUGUUUUUCACAGAAGUCCGUUCUUUACAGACACCAAAAAUCUCACACAGGGGAGAAGCCGUAUUCCUGUUCUGAGUGUGGGAAAUGUUUUUCACAGAAAUCCAAUCUGCACAAACAUCAGAGAUUUCACACAGGGGAGAAGCCAUAUUCUUGUCCUGAGUGUGGGAAAUGUUUUUCAGAGAAGUCCAGCCUGCACACACAUCAGAGAUUUCACACGAAAUGUUUUUCAGAGAAGUCCAGCCUGCACACACAUCAGAGAUUUCACACUGGGGAGAAGCCAUAUUCUUGUCCUGAGUGUGGGAAAUGUUUUUCAGAGAAGUCCAAUCUUCAUAUACAUCAGAGAUCUCACACAGGGGAGAAGCCAUAUUCCUGUCCUGAGUGUGGGAAAUGUUUUUCACAGAAGUCCAGUCUUCACAUACAUCAGAGAUCUCACACAGAAUGUUUUUCAGAGAAGUCCAGUCUGCAGAAACAUCAGAGAUUUCACACUGGGGAGAAGCCGUAUUCUUGUCCUGAGUGUGGGAAAUGUUUUUCACAGAACUCCAGUCUUUACACACAUCAGAGAUCUCACACAGGGGAGAAGCCAUAUUCCUGUCCUGAGUGUGGGAAAUGUUUUUCACAGAAGUCCAGUCUUCACACACAUCAGAGAUCUCACACAGGGGAGAAGCCAUUUUUCUGUCCUGAGUGUGGGAAAUGUUUUUCAGAGAAGUCCAGUCUGCAGAAACAUCAGAGAUUUCACACUGGGGAGAAGCCAUAUUCUUGUCCUGAGUGCGGGAAAUGUUUUUCAGAGAAGUCCCAUCUGCACAAACAUCAGAGAUUUCACACAGGGGAGAAGCCACAUUCUUGUCCUGAGUGUGGGAAAUUUUUUUCAGAGAAGUCCAGUCUGCAGAAACAUCAGAAAUCUCACACAGGGGAGAAGCCAUAUUCCUGUCCUGAGUGUGGGAAAUUGUUUUAA